CGCAGGCUUCGUUCAUUCAAUGAGAUGAUAAUGAAGAUUUCCACCUCCUCUCUGCUCUCUUUAUCUUCGCCGAUAUCCCUUCACGGUGUCGAUGGCUGGCGACCGCUCGCCAGACUAUAAAGCCCUCUUCCUGAGGGCCGAGGAAGAGCGGAGACAAGAAGUAGAGUUGCGGAGACAGGCGGAAGAGCGGCAAAGACAAGCUGAAGAGCAGCAAAGACAAGCUGAAGAGCAGCAAAGACAAGCUGAAGAGCAGCAAAGACAAGCUGAAGAGCAGCAAAGACAAGCUGAAGAGCGUAUACGUGAAACCACGUUCGGAGAAUUCAUACAAACCUGCCACAGCUUACUAUCCAGACCGUUACAAGUUGAGAUUACGUCUCAUUCUACGAAAGGAACAAUACCCCCGCCCACUGGGAAAUACUGCCCAACAAGGCUCCUCCCGUGGCCAGACUGUGCCAUUCAGCAACAGCUGCUGUUCAACUCUGUUUGCGGUUACCUACAGCCAGCGGGAGAAGACCCACCACAACUGUUUUCUCCAUUUCUUCACCUAGAAGGUCUUGGGCGACGGCUUUGCAGCCGGAAGCUGAGCAGUGAAAAGGAUUUGGAAAUUUACGAGCGAUUCGCGGUGGAAGAUCAUGUGCAUGAUAUUGUCGCUGAGUUGUGCAAGAUACCCAGGGCUCAACGGGAGUUUCGUCUCGGCGAUGGAGUCAAGUUCGACAAUCAUUCCAAUACCCUGGAUGAGGUCGACAUUGGCCCGUCAGAGACAAAUGACACAUCAAAUUUCCAAAAUCCCAGACCUGAUCAAUUUUGUAUCCAUCGAGUCAACGGCACCACCAAUACCCUUCUCACCACCGUCGAAUACAAGCCACCCCACAAACUCUCUGUGGAAAACCUUCGCGCGGGCCUUCGUCCUAUGAAUCUCUGGGAGGAAGUUGUUCAACGAGACACUAUUCCAACGGAUGAAGCUGGAAAAUUGAAGUACAACGCCGAACUGCUGGCUAGCUCGGUCCUGGCCCAAGAAUACCAUGUGAUGAUCCAAGAGGGCCUCGAGUACUCCUACGUGACCAAUGGAUUCGCCCUGGUCCUUCUCCGUGUGCCAUACGACGAUCCAAGUACGCUUUAUUACUAUCAUUGCGAACCCAACUUGGAUCUGGAUCCUGAGGACGAUCGGGUAUUUCGACAACCGAAAUCCGCCAUUGCCAGGGUGCUGUGCCUGUGCUUGAUGAGCUUUCGCUCUCGUUCUCGUGGGCAGGCAUGGCGGAAUGCUGCAAGGGCCCGAUUGCAUAUAUGGAAGACAAGCUUUGAUCACAUAUUGUCACAGAUUCCCAAUGAGGAGCUGCAACGGGCACCUCCCGACUCAGGAUAUAUAGCUUCUGAAGAUACAGGUUCCGAAUAUCUGCCAUCCUCCAAUUCGGUGUCUCCCACUAUCCAGGACCGUCGAAUACCAACGCGAUCUCAGACUGGGUGUGCGCCACCGGACGCAGCGCAUGGCCCAGAGCUGAUGGACUCUUCAGAUUCCGAUACUAACCAUGCCGAGUCUGGACGGAAGCGGGGUUUCAGCCAGGUGGAAUCUCCAUCUCCUCGCCCGUUGUCCCGGCAAAGCGGCUCCCGCAAUGAUCCAAACAGUCGGAAUCAGCAGCAUGCAGCACAAUUUUGCACACAACGUUGCUUAAUUGGCCUGCAACAACAGGAUGCACUGGAUGAGAAUUGCCCAAAUGUGGAGCUCCAUCGACAGGGUAAAGACGGCAAUCAACAUUGUAUUACUGCAGAACGCCUCGUGCAGUUGAUCAAGCAGCAGCUGGACAAAGAUCUUGAUAAUAAUAUUACGCCCUUGGGAAUUUGUGGAGCGUACGGCGCGCCGUUCAAGAUCACGUCCGUCGCAUACGGCUACACUAUUAUUGGAAAGGGCACGACAUCUCGACUUUGGAAAGAGGUCUCGCGCGAAGCGGAGGUGUACCAAGUUCUCCGGAAAGCACAGGGCUCGGCAGUUCCUGUCUUUCUUGGAGCAAUUAACUUGAAAAAUGUCUAUUUCCUCCAUGGAGCCGGAGAGAUACAACACAUGCUGCUUAUGGCUUACGCAGGAGAAAGUACAAGCAAUCUCCAGCAUUCACGGGCGCUGACUCGUGAACUGUCAAGGUCGAGGAAGGAAAUCCGCAAUUUGGGUGUUGUGCAUCAAGACCUCCGGCCUGACAAUAUUUUAUGGAACUCUGAACUGGAGCGGAUACUUAUAAUUGACUUUCAUCGGUCCGAGCUGGAUCUUCGACUGAUGAAAAAGCCGGUGGGGUCUCUGAAGAGAUCAUUGUGCAACACACAGGAACAGAAGGUGAAGCGGCUUCGUGUGCUGUAACAUUAUUAUCGUCGAAUAUUGUUCCGGAUCGGCCUCAUCCUUCCGAGUUGAAGUUGGACCUGGCAGCUUCUACCGUAAUCAGCGAGUUCUCAUCUCCGGGCGUAUAGAUAAUUAGUUCUCAAUUGGAUAAUCUUAUAGACAUAAAACACGCAUUGUUGUGCUAUACAUUACUUUAUAUUUCCCCUGCGCAUAUUGUGCCCGGACAAAGCAAGUGAACGUACUUGGUUUGGGGUUCUGAAUCUUUCCUGUCAUUUCACGCCAAGUAGAGACUUUCAUAUAGACUAUCAAGUUAAUCCUCGACAAUAUUUACUACUCAGUGAUC
Messenger RNA from Xylona heveae TC161, 2666 nucleotides. RefSeq lists its product as hypothetical. Gene Ontology annotation, biological process: protein phosphorylation. Lineage: Eukaryota; Fungi; Ascomycota; Xylonomycetes; Xylonales; Xylonaceae. Bases 92 to 2344 code for a protein of 750 amino acids. The transcript has a single exon. The record is from RefSeq and is a predicted model, not a curated record. Gene Ontology annotation, molecular function: ATP binding; protein kinase activity.